Phytophthora sojae is the source of this 1326-nucleotide messenger RNA. RefSeq lists its product as hypothetical. The transcript has a single exon. Gene Ontology annotation, cellular component: cytosol; nucleus. The record is from RefSeq and is a predicted model, not a curated record. Gene Ontology annotation, molecular function: GTP binding. The annotation marks the transcript as partial. Lineage: Eukaryota; Oomycota; Peronosporomycetes; Peronosporales; Peronosporaceae.
AUGGGCAACGAGGUGAGCCGCCCCGCGGAGGACGUGAGCCCGCAGAGCUCGGGCGCCGUGCCGCCGCGCUCGCCGUACACGCCGACGGGAGGCGCGUCGCGUCGCGCGCAGAGCUUCAACUCGCGCCCGCCGUCCCCGUCGCCGGGCGCGCAGCAGCCGCCGCAGCCGAUGCAGCGCCGCUCCAGUAGCAGCGCGAGCCUCACAGGCGUGUCAAGCCCCGCGUUAAACCCCAAGAAGGAGCGCACGAUCCAGCGCAUGGACAAGGCCAUCCGACGGCGCGUGCGCGGCGGCAUCACGUACAACAUGAAGCUGCUGAUCCGCGGCGCCAAAGGCACGGGCAAGACGUCGCUCUUCCAGCGGCUCAAGGGCGAGCCCAUCCCCGAGACGCACCAGUCCACGCCGCAGCUGCAGUCGGCCACGAUCAACUGGAGCUUCCGCCAGAACCUGGAGGAGAACGUCAAGUGCGAGGUCUGGGACGUUGUGGACCGCGGCUUCGUGUCUGUGGACCCCGAGGGCGACGCUGAAGACGGCUCCUCGGCCCAACAGAACGCUGCGCGCGGGGCCAGCGCUGAACACGGAGGGCUGCAGAGUGGGGGCAGCUUGUCGGCUGAAGCUGCCGCUGCAGCCGCCGCUGCGGCCGCUGCAAUGCAGAAUGGGACGCACUCGGUGGCUAUCGUGGACGCCUCGACGGUGGACGUGUAUCAUGAGGCUCACGGCGUGAUCUUCCUGCUGGAUGUGACCAAGUGGGACACGCUGGAGUAUGUGAAGCAGCAGCUGGACAGCGUCCCCGUGCACAUUCCGACGUUGGUACUUGGCAACUUUAGAGAUCAAGGCGCGCAGAGGAAGAUUUUCAAGGAAGAUAUCGAGGAGUUGCUGUAUGGAUCGAGUGACAGACCGCAACAUCAGCAGUGGAGGAGACCUACCGAGCUGCUGUACUUUGAGUGCUCGCUGCUGAACUGCUACGGAUUGAAGUCGCUGCACCAGUACUUCGGUAUCCCAUUCUUGCAGUUGAAGUUGGCGACGAUCAGACAGCAGAUGCGCAUCGUGGAGGGUGAGUUCGUGCAUCUGAAGCACGAUGUACAGGCGACAAUCAGUGAGCAGCGCUAUGCCGAGUAUGUCGAGCAUAUCAAGGCUACUGGCUCAGAUAUACGCACGGGAAGGCGUGGUUCUGGUAACGGGAACACACCAACCGCUGCAUCACGAACUGACUCGGUCAGAAUAUCCCCCCGGGCAAGCAAUCAAUCGACUCCCACGACGCAGCAUGAAGGUGCAGAUGACGAUGUCAGCGUCGUAAGCAAGAGGGACACGGCUGGAACACCACCGAAA